This is a messenger RNA of Chrysochloris asiatica (Cape golden mole), 690 nucleotides long. RefSeq names its product killer cell lectin-like receptor subfamily B, member 1 (gene KLRB1). Lineage: Eukaryota; Metazoa; Chordata; Mammalia; Afrosoricida; Chrysochloridae. Bases 1 to 690 code for a protein of 229 amino acids. The record is from RefSeq and is a predicted model, not a curated record. The transcript is spliced from 6 exons.
AUGGAUAGUCAGGUAACAUAUGCUGACUUAAAAGUAUCCAAAGAGUUUACCUUGGAAAGUUCAUCACCCCCACCUCUUCUUCAGGAUGUUUGUCAGGGUCCACGCUGGCAUCAAUUUGCGCUGAAACUUGCCUGUUCUGGGAUUAUUCUCUUUGCCUUGGUUGUGAUAGGGCUGAGUGUCUCAGUGAUAUUAUUAAGUCAAAAAUCAACAGUAGUAAAAUGUGAUGUGAAUACUAAUGAACAGUCCAGGAGUUCUCAAGAGGAUAGGAAUGCAACAGCAGACAUAACAGGGCCAUUAAAGUGCCCAGUGCACUGGGAACCACACCAAGAGAAAUGCUUGUUUUUUUCUCACAUUUCAAACUCCUGGAACAACAGUUUAACAGAUUGUUACUCAAAAGAAUCCAGCUUGCUACUUAUUCAAGAUAAAGAAGAAUUGGGAUACAUCCAGAGCCGGAUAUCGACUGGAGGAAUUCUAUAUUGGAUUGGAUUAAAUUUAACAUUAUCAGAGAUGAAAUGGAAGUGGAUAAAUGGCUCUUUUUUAAAUUCUGAUGUAUUGAAAAUUGAUGGUAAUGAUGAUAAAAGCAGCUGUGUUUACAUCUCAAAAAGAAAAAUUUUUUCUGAAGAUUGUCAAUUGGAAAAUAAAUGGAUCUGCCAGAAAGAACUAGAACCUCGCAGAAAGAGAUUGUUCUGA